Molecule: messenger RNA, 1668 nt
Organism: Colletotrichum chrysophilum
Lineage: Eukaryota; Fungi; Ascomycota; Sordariomycetes; Glomerellales; Glomerellaceae
Exons: 2
Coding region: 1-1668 (555 amino acids)
Molecular function (GO): FAD binding; oxidoreductase activity
Source: RefSeq, a predicted model, not a curated record
AUGGCUCGCAUUCAGGACUUCGAGGGUAUGAAAUACUCUCGCACCGGCGAUGAGUCCGAGCAGCUGGACUAUGCCUUCUUCAACCAACAAUAUGCAAGUUCAACAUACCAAAAGGAACACGACAUGAACCCCAGCCUCAUCGUCCGUCCCAAACAUGACGAAGACGUAAUCAGGGCAGUCAACUGGGCGCGCGACAACAAAGUCGCCAUUGCCAUCAAGAGCGGUGGUCACCAAUACUCCGGUGCAUCGUCUACGUCUGGAAACAACAUCCAGAUCGACCUCUCCAACACCUACAAAGAUCUCAUGGUCCUCAAACCCAAGGACCCCAUCGCGGAGGAUCGCACCCUUGUUUACACGGGCCAUAAUAAACUCUUCGUCCCGACGGGCCAAUGCGCUUCUGUCAACGUCGGUGGACAUGGCCAGACCGGGGGCUACGGCCAGCUUGGCCGUAGCUUUGGUCUCUUCGGCGACAGCAUCAGAACCAUCCGCCUUGUUCAACACGAUGGCAUCAUCCGCGAUGUUACCAAGGAGAGCAACCCGGACCUGUUCUACGCCAUUCUGGGCGGAAGCCCAGGAAACUUUGGCAUUAUCACGCAUUACAUCCUCGAGGUGUACAAGUCCAAGAAUUACCUGGGCACAGUGGCUGGCCCAAACAACUUCAAGGGGCCACACGGUAUCAAGGCACUCUGGAUCUACUCCCGCGAAGUCCUCGAGAAGCUGCUCACAGCUGUGGCCAAGAUGGCCGCUGAUCCUACCUUCCCCCGCGGCUUUGACCUCUGUGUGAGUGUCCUGAGCACAGAGUUCCCCAUCACCACGCUCUUCCAGGAGUUGAAUGACGCAACGGUUUGGGAGCGCGUGCAAGCCCACAUCAGGAAGGUUCUCGAGGAUAAGUUCCUGGACUUCUUAAACGGCAAAUUCCCCGCUUCAAUCAUCCUCUACGCACAAUGGUGUCCCACUAGCAAGGAGGACAAGUACGACGCCAAAGUAGACGCCUGGUUCGACAACUUUCGCCAGCUCAAGAGCCGCCUGGAGGAUGAGAUGCUGCAAUUUGGCGAGUUCGAUAUGGAAAUGUCGGACAUGACAGGCCAGUGGCUCUUCCCCAAGGAGCGCGAGUUCGAUCUGCCGUACGUCAAGCGUGUCUACUCGACCACUCUCCUCAAGGACGGGUGGGUCAAAGACGUCGUCGACCGGAUUGACCUCAUCUACAACCCGAAGCAGUACCUCGACGGCCAGCCUGGCGAGAAGAACUACGAGCGGUACUUGCGAUGCAAAUUGUCGGUGCAAAUCCAGUGCUUCGGCGGAGAGAAGUCGCGCUUCUAUGCCAAUAGGGACAAUGGCACCUCGUACAGCUGGAGAGACACGACCGUCUGCCAGACUUUGGAUUGCUUCCACGAGGCGGACGCUGAGUCGAAGAAGUAUGCCGAUGCGUGGCAGGCGAAGAAUGAUGCGGUGAUGAAUGGACCGGACAGCUCGUUUAGUAAACAGGAUAGACGUUUGCUCUGGGGCUCUCAUGGAGAUUGGAACCUUGGGGAUGAGAAGGUUUGGAAGUGUUACUAUGAGGAUGAGCAGAAGUAUCAGAGGCUUGGGAGGGCGAGGGCGAAAGCAGACCCGAACGGAACUUUCACAGCGAACCCGUUCGCUGUGACGGCCGUUCAUGAUUCCAAUUAA